AUGUUUCAAGCAGAGAAACCAGGUGCCGACUGUGGUGAGCGCGCGCCGCGCUGGUGCAGCAUCAACCUUGGGGUGAUCCUCUGUGCCGAGUGCGCUGGCAUACACCGCAAGCUGGGAACCCACAUCUCCUUCGUGCAGAGCUUGAGCCUCGACUCGCUGAAAGACGAGUGGGUCCAACAGCUCCUCUCACGGGGGAACGCCGCUGGGGCCGAGCGAUUCGAAGCGGCUUUGCCCCAGUCCUGGACGAAACCAGAGGCUCUCAGCACCGGAGGCGACCGCAUCGAUGCCAGAAGCGGGUACCAUCUUGAACAAUAUAUCAGGGCGAAGUACGAGCACCAGCUCUUUGCGAAAGCAGGGGGCCAGGUGUCUGAGUCGCCCUUCUCCCACCGCUUCCGCGUGCUGCUGCGCCGCCGAGGCGCGGAGCCCUUCGGCCUGGCACCCUCUAAGCCGGGGCUCCGGCACGGCAGCCUUCGACUUCGGGCAGAUCCUGCACCCGGGUCACCAGCCGAGCAAUGGAACGUUGCACAGAGCAACCCUGCGCUUCGCCUCCGCCAGGGAGAUAGCCUGGUGCGCGUGAACGGCGUGGGUUCCGGGCCCGAGGGCGGCUCGGAGGCCCUAAAGCAGCUGCAGCGAGAGAGCCAGGUUUUGCUGGAGGUUGAGCGUUUUCGGCCUCCAGAAUUUCUCAGCUACGCCUGGCUUGUUCCGGCGAGCUACCUGCUCUUCAACCCGGCAAAGCUCAGUACGUCAUCUAGCUUGCUUGAGAAGCACCGCGGACGCGAGAAGGAGCUCUUCUUGCAGAUCUGUUCCAAGUAUGCUUCACAGCCAGAAGACUGGGAGGAUGUGCUGCAACUUCUGGCCAUGGCGCCUGGCAGCGACCGGAAUGCUGCGAUGAUCUCAAAGGCCCGGGCCAAACUAUCGCAGUGUCAGCAGGGCGAGGAGUUGCAGCUGCUCGAAGCCCUUUGUCGCCACCUCGCACAGGGGCCAAGCAUGGUGGCCGAAGGCAGCAGCGAAGACGGAGUGGCUUGGACCCCCUAUGCUUGGCCGCAGCUCGUUCUGCAGCUGGACUACAGCGGUGGCACGCUGGGCCUUCUGCACGACCGGGCGGCCCUGCAAAGUGGUAUGGUGAUUGCAGCCCGCCUGAGCUUAGCACAUGGCUGUACACGGUGCUUGUGA
Molecule: messenger RNA, 1173 nt
Organism: Symbiodinium natans
Lineage: Eukaryota; Dinophyceae; Suessiales; Symbiodiniaceae
Source: the annotation of a GenBank genome assembly